ACAGGAUUGGCUGCGUGGGAAAUCCCCAGCCAAUAGAAACGCUAGUCUCUCCUGUUGAUAUUUUUCGCCGGCAUGUGCGUAUUGAGAAGGCUGCAGUAUUUCCCUCUCGAUUAAGGUGAUGUAAACCCACAACGCAGUCACCAUGCCAAACUGCCCAAGAAGGUUGAGAGCGAGCAAAAAUGAGAAGAGAGAGCAAAACGAGCAGGACCAGGAGGCACCUCCCACAGAAGCAGCCCUGCUGGACGCCACUCCUUCCACCCUGAUAAAAUUCAUUAGAGAAUCCACCGCGAAACUGGAUGUCUGCGAUGAUCCCCUCCCGGUGCUACGAGGGAUCAUCAACAACUGCCCACAUGAGCGUCUCACUGGAGAUGAGGCGAGGAAUUUUGAGGAGGCCGCCAUCGACGCCGUCUUCAAGCUCAGCAGGGUGCUGCUCAACCUGAUCACCACAAAGAGAGGCCCUGUUGCCCAGGUCGCUGCCCUCGCGCUCUUCAAUAUCAUCCCUGCCGUCGUGGGGGUGAAGAAGAGCGUCCAAUUCCUCAUCUCAUCCUCCAGUGCCCUCAGCAACAUGUACACAAAGCACUGGUCAAACGGAAUGAUCCACUGGGGCAAAGCUCCGAAUUAUGAGAACCUAGAUGAAAACACAGAUUGCUUCGCUCGGCUGCAGCGGAUGCACUACCUGAUGCGCAUCCUCAACUGCCGCAAGGAGAUGCUGGAGCAGCAGACCAGCAUGCUGCGGGAGCAGCUCAAGAAGCACCAGAUGUAUGUGGCGGGUCCGAGCCGGGCGAGGAGCAAGCGCCGCUACCACAAGCGCCAGAUGGUUAGCGCUGAGGACUUCCAUGAGUUCAAGUCGUCCCUGAAGAAGGACUCAGACGAUCUGGGGGACUGCUUCUCCAAACUCAACCUGGAGAUGGCGGUCGGAAGGUGCAGGAAAGAGGCCAACAACAGCAGCAGCAGUUACCCCCACUGUUCCGGGGUUAAGAUACCAGAUGAUGGAUACUCGGUCAACUUCAAAAUGGUGCAAUCUCCAGAGAUCCUGCUGGAAAUUUUCAAAAGUACCUUUGAGGACCCAUACAUGGUUAUUCGCAAGGAAUUUAACUGGCACGAGGAAAAUGUGGUUGGGCAGCGGUACUGGCACAGCAUUUACUUGCAGCUGCAUCUCAUCCAUGGUGCGAUGGAGGCACCUUUGUCCAAAGAAAUAUAUGCUGAAUCUUACGAGGAUUGGUCCACAUUUUCCUGCUACCUCACCGUGAUUGAGCGAGCCCUCCUCUGUCCUGCCUCACGAAACCAUACACUAGCUCUGAAAACGUGGAACAACUGGCUUGACGUGUCCACCUUCUUCGUCAGUGUUCCUAUGAAAAUGCACAAUAUAAGACUCGCAGAUGACGUGCUUAAUGGCAUUCGUAGGUCAAUGUGGAUUCUGAACAGUAGUUUCUGGGACUCGCAGAUUUUCAGCAAAACCUUUGAGCUGCACAAGUUAACCAAGCAAGCUUUUGCAAAUAUAAAGAACCGCAUCAAGGACCCAGAACUUCUGUCGUACGACUGGACUGAAGCGGUCUUGAGGGAGCUGCCCUGGAAAAAUAAGCGGAAAUUGCAUAUGCUGGCAAAAAUGAUUCCUCACUGGCAAGAUCUUGAUAUUAAGAAGAUCAUCAAGAAGAAAAGUGGAUUCGUCAGUUUUGCCUCGUAUUUGUCUGAGGCUCUAGAAUUCAAUGAGUUGCGUGCUGCCUGCUCUGACGUGUUCAAAGCUUGUCUUGAGCGUCUCAGUGAGGAGCAGUUUGUCAGGGAAUUUGUCCCAGUCGUAGAAGCCAGCUUGGCCAUCAAAAAACACCACAUGGGCCUGGUGAAUUACUGGCUGCCUGCCUUGGCCAGGAAAUACCCAGAGGUAUCAAAAAGUCUACAAGUUCAGGACAUUCAUGCCCGAAUGGCUCAUCUUGUUGUUCUGAUCAAGGGACAAGUUCUUACGUUGAAGGAUCUCUUGGCGCUUGUCGACGAGAACGGGGAAAUUUUCAUCAAAAGCGCACUGCAGUCCGAUGAUGUGGUGACAAGAACGCGUGCCAUGGUCGCUCUGCUGGGCGCUCCCAAUUUCCUCGCUCAACAGUCUGAAAACCGUGAAAUACUUGAGUCGGUGCUUGGCCUGCUGAAGGAGUUCCUCAGAGACAACAUCACCGUCGCCUCGCGGCCUUCAAGAAAUGUUUUCAUGGGACUCUUCCGGGUCUUCUUCUCCUAUUUGAGAGAUAUUAUGUUGCAAGCCAUGAAAGCAUCAAAAGAGAUCCAGUUCAAGCAAGCCAAAGAGACUGCCUCAAUUGCAGGAUUUUUGAUCUGGCUGAGGAAUUUCAUUUUGGUUGGUCUUGAACUCGGUUACGGCUACCAACGGUCAUACACGACGCUGUGUCUGCUGGAGACGGUCUUGAGCACCUUUGCCCCUCAGGAAAACAGUCUGAAGGCCAAAUCAGAGAAACUCAUUAGAAAGCUCAGGUUAGAAGGGUGCUAUUCAUUUCUGGAUGCGGAAAUGUUUGAGGCGUGCCUCAGGUGCGUCAUUUCCCCAGAUGAUGACUGCCAAGUCAUGGCUUCCUUCAUUCUGACAUCAAACUAUGAUUUUGAUAAGUCAACAGUCUCCCUGAGUGAAGUGUCUGAGGAGGCCCUGCUCUUGUGCAGUUCCAACAAAUUUUACAUUGUUGCCGGUGGUUCUAAUUUGUAUUCAACUGUCACAACACUCCUCCAGUCUGACACAGAGGAAUCUUUGAGGAAAAUUUUAAGCCGAGCCAAAGCUGAAUUUAGCACAUUGAAGGAGGAUUUACUGAAAGGAGCCAUGGAGAAUGGCCCAGUGUACGGAUGCCUGGAAAUUUUGUCCAACCUUCUUCGCUCCAUCGAAAAGCCUAGCGUCAAUUUGGAUUGUCUGACCGACAUUCUCAGCCUUGUGGAAGAGGUCAGCGAUCACUUUGUGAAGGUGCUCAACGCCAAGUCCUCCUCGCAAGAGUUUGCCUCAUCCUUUGAGGACAUGGACUGGGCCAUCGAAGCCGAGAUAGACGAAAACUAUUCUUUGGAGAACAAGACUCUGCACCUGUCGCCUCAGUUCCAAUACGCUCUGAACUGCGCUUGGCUCAACCUCAAGACUUGCACAGAAUUGGUGUCCAUCCUAGGCCAUAAAUUCUGCCUGUUGAAUAGCCCUGACGACGUGUUGUGGCGAUGCAGUGUCGUCAUCAUGUCUGUCCUACAAAAGUGCAGACACAAAGGAGCCUUCGAAGCCUCGGGAGUCGUUCUCGGCACUUUCGUCAAACACACUUCCUUGAUCGGAAGAGACAUUCACAAAAAGAUGCUGGAUAUUCUGAUGUCGACGCUGCAGCUAACAGGCGCGGAUGCACCGCCCCUGAGUCGUCGGUCGGCCGGUUUGGCGGUUGCAAUUCAUAAAAUCGUCGCCUUUGACGCAGACCCUGACAAGGAGCUGCUUCACGCGACGCUGGAGGUGCUGGUCAGCCCAACGGAGGAGCCAAAGGAUGAGGAGAGGAAACAGGCUGGCCUGGUUGACGAUAUCAAGACGCGCAAGAUGCAUGUGCUAUACGUUCUGACCUCUGACGCCAGCAUCAGCCAGCACGUCAACUGCCACCUGGAGAACAUCGGUCAAAUGGCCAUGUACUACCUCAACGCUGAUGACUGGGGAGUCAAAAACGCCGCAAUGCAACUUUACGGGGCCUUUGUGAAGAAGAUUGUGGCCCAGAGGAAGUCAAAACCGUCCGCCGAUGACGAGUUUGACCCUGAGCACAUUCUGUCCAGUGAGCAGGAUGACGCUGACUGGGACAUGAUGGGCAAUGGCCUCAUCGAAGAUCUGGUCGUGAGGUCGUCUUACCUUGUCACUCAAGUGCUGGCCAUCAUCAGGUAUCCACCAAGUGCUGAAGGUCAAUGCACGCAGAUUGUACCGUGCGUGAACAAGCCGGACGAGCACGUGAUCUGCUGUGUGCUGGGUCUGCUGCAGCGCCUGACGCCAGGUCCACCGGCCAUGUGGACGGAGGAGCAGGGCCACCUGGUCAACGACGUGUGCUACUACUGCUGGCAGCUGCUCGACCACCCCAGUUGGCUGGUGCGCAAGCAGGCCGGCGAGUGCGCCGUCGCGUUGGUCAACCGCUGCCACUACGCCUCCACCCUGCGGGCCAUCAGGGACGACCUGGAAAAGGCGUCGCGUAACAGGCUGCACGGACUCAUGAUGAUGGUCUCAAGACUUAAAAAGAAGUGCGCCUUUUUCAGGGAGGACAAGCGCAAGCUCGAGGCCCUGCUCAAGGACAUUGACGGGAAGAUUACCGCACGGCUGCUCGUUGAUUUAGCUGAUGGACGACAGAGUGCUUCUUGCCUGACCUACAAGUACGCCACCGUCGAAGGCGUGCAGAAGGAUGUAUUAUUGAAGCUCCUGCUACAUGUGGCUGAGACGCACGAGUUGAUGGUCGUGCAGAACCAUUGCCUGGUACUCCUGGCUUCAGAGUUGGUCGAGCAGACAAUGGUGCAGCAUGUGGAGUGGCUGCCCGAGAUCAUCGCCUUGUGCAGCUCCUUGGACAGCCUUUGGAGUGUCCUGGAACACCUUCUGCAGUGCCUGCUGCGGGUUGGUUUCGAGUCGGAGGCAGUCGCUGAGCAGUUAGAGAUUGCUCUUGAAUUUAAAAUUGGCUUAGGAGGAAGUAGACAUGAUUUGCUCGCCCUCAUGAAACCCAUCAUAUUGUGGAAGAGAAGACAUGCGGCUGGCAUUCUUGAAGAGCUCGCUGAAGAGAGCAUUUGGCAGAGGGGUACAGCACAAAUUUAUGCUGUUGAGAGCCGAAAAAACCACAUAAGAAUUUUGAGGAUGCUGAAAGAGAGCGAGUUUGUUGGAGAUGAAUUCGAGUCUCUGUCGCUGACGUAUUUGGCGUACACGGUUAUUGAGUUCCUAGCGCAAGGAGACGUGGAGGAGGGCAGCAAGUUGCUGUUGGAGCUGUCCAACCUCAUGCUCUCUUGCGUGGAAAGCAAAAAUGUGCCCGAAAUCGCGGUUGUCGGGCCUGCCCUUAGGGUCAUUAGCCCUGCGUCGUGGCAGCUUUGCUCAAUCCUACACCAGCGUCCAGAAAUGAUAGAAGUUGGGAAGAUAGUGCUGAAACUUACCCACCUACUGCUUUUGAAUCAAAACAACGAGGCCGUCAAAAGCAUCUGGCCGCUGAGAUCGAAAGAGUUGUACGUGUGCGGGAUCAACUCUAGCAAGUGUCUGCGAAAGCUAUACGAAUUGGCCCUGGAUCGGUUGCUGCCUGUUGAGGCGCUCGAAGAGUAUUUGUGGAGCUUGUUGUCCAUCGACCAGCCAUACCUAGCAACCGUCCUAGAAGAAGACUUAACCAGCCCAUUCAGCCACGUUGACGAAGUGGAGCUCGACUUUUUUGAGCACAUCAUCGGCGGCUUUCACUCCAUUUGCAAAGCGACUGACUCGAAAAUGACCAGCCAAGGUGUGCCAGCGGUUGAGGACGUUGAAAAGGAAAUCGGAUUUUUGGACGAGAUCCUACGCAGCAUCAGAGACCAAGGUAAGAAAAUCCGGGUUCCCAUCAUAACUAUUUACUUCAAUCUGCUUUUAUCUGCAGGCAAGGAAAAGCAGACGCAUUUGAGCGUGUCCGUGGCUAAACGCAAGCUGUGCCUUAAGGUGUUUCUCCUGGAGAAAUUCUACUCGCAGAACUUAACCGACAGACUUCUAUGCGGAAUCAGUUUGAAGAGCCUCACCAAACUCUUGGACAUUUAGAGCUGUGUUCAAUUAUAAAUAAUCGAAAUAAUACAUCCAUUGAAAACGAGAAAA
Molecule: messenger RNA, 5782 nt
Organism: Cloeon dipterum
Lineage: Eukaryota; Metazoa; Arthropoda; Insecta; Ephemeroptera; Baetidae
Exons: 24
Coding region: 143-5728 (1861 amino acids)
Biological process (GO): tRNA methylation
Cellular component (GO): cytosol
Source: RefSeq, a predicted model, not a curated record